Neoarius graeffei (lesser salmon catfish) is the source of this 4551-nucleotide messenger RNA. RefSeq lists its product as uncharacterized. The transcript is spliced from 2 exons. Bases 1657 to 2646 code for a protein of 329 amino acids. The record is from RefSeq and is a predicted model, not a curated record. NCBI's taxonomy places the organism in Eukaryota, Metazoa, Chordata, Actinopteri, Siluriformes, Ariidae.
GUGUAUAUAACACCAGAUGUGCAGUUGUGAAAAUGCAGAUUGCUACAGAAUUGAAGAGGACAGCACUGAACUUGCUGGUGUGCAUGGUAAGGUCCCUAGUAACACAGAACGUUAAUGUACCAUUAGCCUAUGGUUCCCUAAAGGUUUGUUAGAACGUAACCAACAACUAACAUUUAGAGAACGUUUCCUCAUGGUUAUGCAGAAACCUAACGAAGCCAAACAUCCCCGAAACGUUGAGGUAACUAACCAACUGAAACGUUAUCAUUUGGUUACACUAUAACCUCCACACAACGUUAUGUUUGGUUGUUUUUUUGUUGUUCUGAGAACUAUACGAUGCACAUUACCCAGAAUUCUCUGUGCUUUCAAACAGCUCUAAGGCAAAUAACAAAAUGACGGACUUAAUGGAUGUUACGAUAGCCCUUUUAUUUAGCUAUUUGAAAAUUUCACCAAGUCUCCUUGUUGGAUUUAGAACUACCAGCGCCAGUGUACGUUAUCUGGAUUUACAGUACGUGUGAUCAGGAAGAAACGAGACCUAGCCACUGUAAGUUGUUGAUUGGUCAGGUUGCCUGACGCAACGGCAUGUGACGCAAAACGAAUGGUCCUCAUUGGCUGGACAGAUGGAUAAGAGGACGUAGGUGCGUGUAGUAAAGUCACUACCUGGAACUUGGAUUGUUGAAGUUGGAUUUGGAAGCAAACGUCUCUGUUGGAAGUACUGAAGCCUACGUUUUGUUCAAGUACUCUACUUUUGAAAAGGUAAUUUGUGAUUUCGUUCUGGUUGUGGUUAUACCUUAAAGGAGAAUUCCGUCUGUUUUGCAAAUAUGUCUCAAACGUUUGUGGUCAAGGAAAGUUGGCAGUAGCACAAACCGUGAGAAAAAUCCAUCCCGUCUAAAAAAAAAAAAAGUUAUGCAUAUAGCUGCUACGCGGAUUUCAAAUGAAACGGUGGCUACGGGGCAGCCUUUCAACGUUCGUAUAUUCACAUAACUUGUUUCAAAAUGGUUUUCAUGGGAUUGCCCGUGGUGUGUGGACACUGAUGUUUGAAAACAUUGCACAUUUACUGCAUUAGCUAGCACAUAGGUGUAUAACUUUUGAACUUUUCGAGCCAGCACAUACCUUUGUUGCCUUCCGGAUUCCCCAGAAGUCAGCACUGAGCGCAUCAAAUGCUUCACCGGUGCUCAGCGCUGACUUCUGGGGAAUCAAAAGUUCAAAAUUUUAUUUGCAAAACAGCCAGAAUUCUCCUUUAAAGGAUAUGUGCAGUAUUUUGAACAUGAAGCUCCUUUCUGAGUUCUUUGCAAUGUAAGAGUGGUCCUCACCGAUUUUAUGUUUGCUGCUGUCUCAGUUAUUUGGCAAAUUUGGGGUAUGUCUCAGCCUGCUUCAGAAUGGCAAGAUAUGGGCUUAUGCACAUCUUUUAAUGUAAUUUUGAGUUCCAUGUUACAAUGUCCAUGGAAAGCGUUGUAACAGUUGUAUCUUUUUUUUUUUUUAGCAACGCUUCACUCUGCAAUGUUUUUGGAUUUUGAUAAAGUUAAGUCAUUCAUUGAAUGAUGAACGUGUUUUUAGUAUCAUCAAUUGACUUGUGGCAUUACUGUGUACUGUGCCAAUGUGCUGUUAAUGUGUUAGUCAUUUAGUUUUGUCAUUGCAGUCACAUUGUAUUUCCCCACAAUGAGUGAAAAGCGAUUGGCCAGACAAGCCUACACAAAGAGAUGGAAGAGGGUGCGGCGAGAGGUGGAAGCGGUGCGAAAGGCUUUGAGAGCAGAAAUGCAAGAGGAGAAGGACGCACUAGACGCUGCACGGGCAGAGCAGGCUAUGCAAGAAGCAGCCAGGCUUCGUCAACAUCAGCAGCAACUGCAAGAACAAUCUGUACUACUGGCAGAGGAGAAUGAAGAAGAGCCAGAGUGCAUGGCAGUACCAACAAGCAGUAGUUUUGGUACUGAGUUUGCAUCAGAUGCGCUGUGGAGCACACCCAUGAAUGUGGAGGAUAGCAGUGACACCAGUUACUCUUAUAUUGAGGAAAACGACCCACAAGGCUCACUAAAGGACUUUUUACAACACUGGGCCUUAAAACACCAGAUUACACACUCUGCACUUGAUGACCUUCUUGUAGGAUUAAAAGCCAAUGGACACACAGAGUUGCCUUCAACAGCAAGAACCCUUCUCUCAACCCCAAGAGACAUCAGGUCAACUCCGGUAUCAGGAAUGAAGUAUGUUCACUUUGGUUUAAGGAGAGCUAUUGAAGCACAACUAAACCACUACCCACAAGAGGUUCUGAAAAAAAUAACCACCCUGGAGUUGUCUCUGAACAUUGAUGGUGUUCCACUGUUCAAAAACAGCAAGACCACUCUGUGGCCUGUCUUGUGUGCCAUCCAUCUGAGUCCAACUCAUGUUUUUCCUGUCACCUUAACAUCUGGUCCUGCUAAACCUAAUGAUUUGGAGUUUCUCAACGAUGUGGUUGCAGAAAUGAAGGAUCUGCUUGAAAACAGAAUUCAAGGGAAAAUGGUUGUCAUGCGUUGUGUUGUAUGUGAUGCCCCUGCCAAGGCAAUGGUCAAAGCAACAAAACUGUGCACAGGAUACUAUGGAUGUGACAAAUGUGCACAGAAAGGGACAUGGGAAGAUGGCCGUGUAACAUACCCUGAUGUCCAAAGCACCCUGUGAACCAAUGACCUGUUCAGAAGAGAGAUGGCUGUCAAGGAAACUGAGGGCCAUACAGUGUCCCCAUUCCUGCAACUUCCCAUUGACAUGAUCAUAAUGUUUCCCAUUGAUUACAUGCACCAAGCUUGUUUAGGUGUCAUGAGGAAACUGUUAGUGGAAUGGGCGAGGGGAAGCAGGAAGGUGAGACUGUCGACUACACAGCUCCAAGAGGUCAGCAGAAGACUGUGUGGUUUGAGAGAAAAAAAAAAAUAUAUAUAUAUUGCUUUACCAGAAAGCCCAGGAGCUUGGAAGAAGUCGACCGCUGGAAAGCUACAGAGCUGUGCCAGUUUGCCCUGUAUACAGGAAAAGUAGUGCUCAAGGGCAUUCUGUCCAGGCCACUGUACAGGCAUUUCAUGGCUUUCAGUGUGGCACUGAACAUUUUGGUUUCUCCCAACCUAGCCGGCAAGUAUGCAGACUAAACCUGAUGGUGUAUUUUGUGUCACAGACUGCAGAGCUGUAUGGCAGACACUUCAUGGUGUAUAAUGUGCACAGCAUGCUCCAUUUAACAGAUGAAGCAGAGACCUUUGGAUGCCUUGAUGCAUGCAGCGCCUUCCGGUUUGAAAACUACUUGGGCAAGCUGAAACGUCUGGUCCGAUCAGGGAAUAGACCACUAAUUCAAGUGGCUAAAAGGCUCUCGGAGAUGGACCAGGAUCAGACUCCCACAGCUCCAGCACCGAAAAAGAAAACCCGAAGACCAAACAAUACUUACAUUUUGGCAGGUGCCAAAUGUUGUGAGGCCAUUGAAGAAAGGAAUGACAUGGUUUUGUGCAAGGUCUUUCAGAGGGCGGAUCCUCUGUUCACAGAUCCUUGUGAUUCAAGAAUCAUUGGGUGCUUCAGAGUGAAAAGGAGUGAGUGUCAUGAAGCUGGUGCCAGAAUGUGAACGCACAAAACAGGCCUUGAUGAUUGAGGAGCCACAGAAACAGACUAAUGUUUUCAUGACAGUCCUGCAUGAUUUUUAGGAGACAUCCACACACACAAUUUAACCAUCACAAUGAUUUUUUUUUUGGAGGGAAUCCUUUUAGGGUAAUUGCUGUGUACACUUGCAAAAUAUGAUACAAAAUAUGUUUUGCUAAUGGGAGAUUCUGUGUUUUAGCCAUGUAAAAAGGAUGGAUUGGGAAAAUAUGUCCAUCUUAAUGCCAUGUUUAUUUGUAAUGUUUUCUUAAAACCAAAUAGACUGUUUCACACCUACAGGAGUUUUCAUAGGCCAGCCAAGGGAACUAAUGCCGCUUUUCCACUACAAACGCGGCUGAGUCGGGCUGUGCCGUGCCGUGCUGAGUUGGGCUGAGCGGGGCUGUUGGAGUUGCAUUUCGACUACAACCGCACUGAACCGUGCUGGCUGGAAGUGGGUGGACACAUUGGGUGGAGUUAGCGAAAGCGGGUGGACGUCAGGUGAUGUCGUUAAGCAGCACAAACAGUGACAUCAGUGAGCUUUUAAGCGGUAGUCUCACGACCCGGAUAGUAAACAAUAAACAUGGAGGACAUGGAGUCGUUAGUGUUGCUGGUCUUGGUGCUGUGGCUUGUUGUCACCGACAACGCGGACAGAUACUGGCAAGAGCGUAUAGAUGAGGCGAGGCGCAUAAGGCUUCAGAAAUUCUCGUAAUUAUUCUCCUUCCGGGUUUACGGUGUUUACAGAUCCCAGCGUGCUCGCGGGGCGUGUGUGGGCAUGUGAGGACACUCCUCCUCACCAAUCAGUGCACAGGGGAGUGUCUGCUCACGCCCCCAGCCUCACCCUGCUCGCUUUGGCUCGCUUCAGCCCCACUCCAAAACGGUGCGAGUUUUAGGGGCUAAGCAGGGCUGAAGCGAGCUGAGUCAUGCUGGUUUUUGGUAGUCGAAACGUGAGCCGUGUCGGGCUGAAGUGAGCUGAAGCGA